GUAGCAGCAGACGAAGAAGAACAAGAGACCCGGAGCAGGAAGUGUCUGUUCACAUCGGCCCCCUCCAUGCCCCAUGUGAUGCUGUUCACUCGUUCAUUCAUUCUUGAAAAGACAACUUUAGCUAACGUGUUAGCUUUCUUUCCCAAAUAAACCAAAGACGAAUGCUGCGGUGUCUCUGCAGGCGGCCAGUAACAGCUAGCUAGCUAACGUAAGAAUCACGCUAAAGUUGUUUGGAAAAGUUCAUCUGUAGCCAUUGAUCACGUACGUUAAGUCUAAAUGAAAAGUGCGGUGGAUACUAGCAUGAUCAAGGAGAACCGGUGGAACGUACCCCCUAAUGCUCCCGCAUGCAUGGAGAAGCAUCUCAGCGCGGCGCAAUACAGAGCAGAUGGUACUCUGCUGCUCGGUGCCUCCAGCCUCACUGGCAGGAGCUGGCAGGGAUCACUUUGGAUCUACAGUGACUCUAAGCAGGCCCCCGAUGAGGAACUCUGCAAAGCUGGUGUGCAGACUGAGUCCGGAGUCACAGAUGCCAAAUGGGUAUCAGAAAAGGGUAUUCUUGUUGCGUCAGACUCGGGUGCCUUGGAGCUCUGGGAUCUGGCAGAGGAUGAACGUCUACUGGUGAAUCGUUUCACUAAACAUGAGCACGACCACAUUGUCACCACAGUGAGCCCAGUUGCUGGAGCAAACAGUGCCGUCACUGGCAGCAUGGACUGUCGAAUUAAAGUCUGGGAUCUCAGUCAGGAGACUGCUGUCACUACCUACAAUGCGCACACGCAGCCAGUCAGCUGUGUUGCUUGCAGUCCUACAGAUGAGUCUCUCUUCAUCUCCUGUGGUCAAGAUGGCCGUGUGCUGAUGUGGGACAGGAGAAAGCCAAACAAACCAGCCUCAAGAAUAGAUGUGGAAUCCCCCAGCUGCUCCCCUACCACUGUAGCUUGGCACCCCCACCACAGAAGCACCAUUGCUUUUGGUGAUGACUUGGGCCGAGUGACAGUGAAGGACUUCCUGGGAACAGAGCCGGCCCGGGUAGAGAACGCCCACAGCCGUAGAGUCAAUGGGCUCGCCUUUUCUACACAUAGUGCUUCCUUGCUCGCCUCCGUAAGUGAUGAUUGUUCACUCGUUGUUUUGAACUCUGAUCUGCGAGAAAUACUCAAAGAUCGGCGACACCAGGACUUUGUCAAAGGUGUGUGCUGGCUCCAUGGUGACUCCAACACCCUCACAACCGUAGGCUGGGACCACCUUGUGCUUCACCAUACGGUGGAUCCAACUGCUGAAGCUCCCAACUCGUCCUCUUAGACCCACAGAUGCUUAAGAUGACUACUCCCUCCCCCUAUUUUUGAGGGGCAUCCAUAAUAUCUAAAAAGUUGAAUCUGUCGGUCAGGAAAUAUGGAUUAAAGUGUUUCACUGUCAUUUAGUACUCCACAUAUGUGCAGAUUACUUUGGCGCUCACAGUCCUGGCCUUAGUGCAUUGCCAAGAUACUCUACUAUUACGUUCUUUCUUUCCACUUCCUUCAUUCUGUAUAGCAUUUCCAUGUGUAAUUACACUUAAGGCAACCCAUUUGUAUGGCAUCAUUUUACAUUAAAGGUAACUUAAUGUUAAUGAUA
Molecule: messenger RNA, 1599 nt
Organism: Anarrhichthys ocellatus (wolf-eel)
Lineage: Eukaryota; Metazoa; Chordata; Actinopteri; Perciformes; Anarhichadidae
Gene: wdr77
Product: WD repeat domain 77
Exons: 10
Coding region: 277-1290 (337 amino acids)
Biological process (GO): oocyte axis specification
Cellular component (GO): methylosome
Molecular function (GO): protein binding
Source: RefSeq, a predicted model, not a curated record